Calliphora vicina (urban bluebottle blowfly) is the source of this 866-nucleotide messenger RNA. Its product is annotated as 3-oxoacyl-[acyl-carrier-protein] reductase FabG. The coding region runs from base 17 to 784 and encodes 255 amino acids. The transcript has a single exon. Gene Ontology annotation, molecular function: oxidoreductase activity. The record is from RefSeq and is a predicted model, not a curated record. Lineage: Eukaryota; Metazoa; Arthropoda; Insecta; Diptera; Calliphoridae.
UAAUUUAGUUUACAAAAUGAAUUUAACGGGCAAAGUUGUACUAAUAACUGGUGCAAGCUCAGGAAUUGGAGCUGCAACUGCAGAAAUUUUUGCUAAAAAUGGUGCCAACAUAGUUAUAGUGGGUCGUAAUGUGGACAAUCUUAAGGCCACCGAAAUAAAAUGCAAAGCAGCCAACAAAAAUGUUAAUUGUUUGCCCAUUGUUGCCGAUGUUACCACAGAUGCUGCGAAAAUUAUCAAUGAAACUAUUGGCAAAUUUCAACGCUUAGAUGUUUUAGUCAACAAUGCCGGUAUAUUAGCAGCGGGUGGUCUUCUUGAUAUUGAUGUAGAUCAAUUUGAUCGCAUAUUAAACACAAACUUGCGUGCUGUAUUCGUACUAACCAAAUUGGCAGGACCUCUUUUGAUAAAAAGUCAAGGUAGCAUAAUAAAUGUGUCCAGUGUAGCCGGUCUACGUUCAUUUGCUGGAGCAUUAAGCUAUGGUGUUUCGAAAGCUGCUCUAGAUCAAUUUACAAAAUGUGUUGCCCUAGAAAUGGCUCCAAAGAAUGUGCGAGUCAAUGCAGUCAAUCCGGGUGUGGUAGUAACUGAUAUCCAUAAACGAGGUGGUAUGUCCGAGGAGGAAUAUGCUCAAUAUCUGGAACGUUGCAAAGACACCCACGCCAUGGGCAGAGUGGGUAACGUGUACGAAGUGGCUGAAACAAUAGCAUUUUUGGCUAGCAGUAAUGCUAGUUUUAUUACCGGUGCUUGCGUACCAAUCGAUGGCGGCAAACAUGCCAUGUGUCCACGAUAAGCACUCAAUACAUUUAAAAUUAAUUAACAUUGUUGUUAAACAAUUUAUUUUACGUAUACAUAUUUGUAAUAAAUACAUAAGA